Messenger RNA from Pestalotiopsis fici W106-1, 552 nucleotides. RefSeq lists its product as uncharacterized. The transcript has 3 exons. The record is from RefSeq and is a predicted model, not a curated record. Lineage: Eukaryota; Fungi; Ascomycota; Sordariomycetes; Amphisphaeriales; Sporocadaceae. Bases 1 to 552 code for a protein of 183 amino acids.
AUGUCAACAAUUCUGAUCAUUGGUGCUGGUCCAAACAUUGGUCUUGCGACCGCCAUGAUCUUUGCAAGUGCUGGUUAUCAAGUUGCCAUAGCCUCGCGCACCAAGACCUCGGACUCAUACAAGCACUUCUUUUUCGAUGCAAGUAAGCCAGAAACCGUCCCGCAAUUGUUUGCGGAAAUCAGAAAGGAGUUUGGUGAUCCAAAAGUGGUUGUCUAUAAUGCAGUUGAUUUUGGCGAAGCUGACAAUGAGGUAUUCUUCAACUUAGCUUAUUCGCGUACCGCAACGCCCGAGAACCCUUUCUCGCUGACCUUGGAGGAAUACGCUCACGACACCAACAUCAAUGCGACAUCGGUAUACGCAGCAGCCAAGGAGGCCGUGGAGGGCUUUUCAAAAACUGGACCAGGAAGCACCUUCAUCUUUACGGGUAACAAGUUGAAUGUUGCUGGGUUCUCUCACUCGCUGGUUUUCGGCAUGGGCAAGUCAGCCUCGGCGCACUUGAUCCGGGCUGCAAACAAUAGCUUUGAAGGCAAAGGGUACAAUGUUGUCCUCUAG